This is a messenger RNA of Mycetomoellerius zeteki, 1167 nucleotides long. RefSeq names its product mitochondrial ribosomal protein S34 (gene mRpS34). The record is from RefSeq and is a predicted model, not a curated record. Gene Ontology annotation, cellular component: mitochondrion. The transcript is spliced from 2 exons. The coding region runs from base 370 to 960 and encodes 196 amino acids. Gene Ontology annotation, molecular function: structural constituent of ribosome. NCBI's taxonomy places the organism in Eukaryota, Metazoa, Arthropoda, Insecta, Hymenoptera, Formicidae.
CUAGAAAAAUACUAAAUUUGAAUCGGCGAGAGCGUCACUCCGAGCCGAGCUGCGCCGACCGCUUCCGAAAACGCCCGAGAACGAUUUCGAUACUUGUGCCGCCAUCUACCACUUUCCAUCAGAAUUAAAAAGUAUCCACUCCGUAACCUCUUUUGCAAUCUUACUCAAAACACUGUUUAUCGUUAUACGAAAUACGCAUAGUUUUCAUAACGUAGACAUUGAUCUCGAUGUUGCAUCUCACGGAUAAUCGAGGACGACAUUAAGAAAGAAUCGGGGCAGCAACUCGGUACACAGAAUUAAUCAGCAGGAGGGAAAUUUGUGGAGUCAGGACGGUGAAUCCGGCACUCGUUUACCGAUCAACUGUACACGAUGCCUAUAAAGUUAAUCGGUCGCACGACGGAUUUCAAGGGAAAGCCCUUAUGGGAAAUCGUUGCAAACUUGAAGAACUUUGGCGUUGGCAGACUCGUGAUAAGGAAUCGCUUUCAGAGAUAUCCCGAGCCCUGUUACAUGAAAAUACUGAAGGUCGCUGGGAUGCCCUUGCCCGACCGACCCUAUACCGACCGCAAAGUUAUAGCGUUAGUUGAGAAAGUCUUCCGUGGCAACCGAAGCUCGAAACCAGUGCAACUGGAUAGCUCGACUUACAAGGCAGAUUAUGUGUUGGUUCCUAAGGAUCAGGAGCAUAUAUUUCUUAAUAACACGAAGGUAAUGGAGAAGAGAAUCCUACCCAGGGUAACGGACUUUCCACCGUUAUUCUCACAAUUGAUAAUAAAUCAGAUGAAGGCAAAAGGCAUCGCAGUGUCCGCAGAGCCAAAAUUAAAUCUUCGGUAUAAUCUCGCAGCAACAGAUUUUAAGAGUUACAGAGUAGCUGAGGAGAGUGAAACCCCAACGGUGAAACUGAACUUUAAGAUGGACGAGUCUAGUUCACUUUUCCCAAAGCCAGAAGAGACAGCAGCCUCGUGAGGUUUUACAUUUAAUGUUGAUAUAUAUAGUUGUUAAGAAUAAAUAUUUUAUAAAUUAUUUCUGAAGAAAGAAGCAAUAAAUUACUCUAGGGAGAAAACAACGUAAAAAGAAAACAAUCCGAUUCUUAAAGCUCCAUUUCAUUGGAUAUAUAAUUAAAUUCGGGAGCGUCCAUUUUUUCUGCACGAAUGACCUACAAUUUAUGCAAGA